Molecule: messenger RNA, 429 nt
Organism: Laccaria bicolor S238N-H82
Lineage: Eukaryota; Fungi; Basidiomycota; Agaricomycetes; Agaricales; Hydnangiaceae
Exons: 6
Coding region: 1-429 (142 amino acids)
Biological process (GO): mRNA splicing, via spliceosome
Cellular component (GO): U5 snRNP; spliceosomal complex; U4/U6 x U5 tri-snRNP complex
Source: RefSeq, a predicted model, not a curated record
AUGUCCUAUUUUCUUCCUCAUCUUCCUUCCGGCUGGCACGUUGAUGAGGCUAUCAAGUCUGAAGAGGAUCGUGUCGUAGUUAUCCGAUUCGGACAUGACUGGGACAGCCAAUGCAUGAUGAUGGAUGAAACGCUGUACUCCGUCGCGGAGAAAGUCCAGAACUUUGCGGUCAUUUACCUGGUUGAUAUCACGGAGGUGCCAGACUUCAAUAAGAUGUAUGAAUUGUAUGAUCCUUGUACCGUGAUGUUCUUCUACCGUAAUAAACACAUCAUGAUCGAUCUGGGAACCGGUAAUAACAAUAAGAUUAACUGGGCCAUGGAUAACAAGCAAGAGAUGAUUGAUAUCAUCGAAACGGUUUACCGAGGUGCAUCGAAAGGAAGGGGUUUGGUGGUUUCGCCGAAAGAUUACUCUACGCGUUACAGGUACUAG